AUUUAUUUAUUUUAUUUUAGAAAGACUUACCACCUUACAGAGAGAGCUGUCUCACUCGAUUGUUGAAGGAGAGUUUAGGUGGAAACUCACAAACUGCCAUCAUUGUUUGCAUAAGACCUUCAUCAGAGUGUGAAACAAAAUACUCAUUGGAGUUUGGUACACGGGCAAAAAUAAUAAGGAAUAGUCUUCAACUGAAUGUGAAACUCAGUGGAAACAGGUUAAGUAGAUUCUGGGAUAGAUUACAGAGAUCUAUUAGGAGCACGAAUAAAUACAUAAAAGGAUCUGUUACUGAACUUCAAAGAUGGAGGAGUGGUGAAUCUGUUCCAGAGGAAGAAUGGAUUCCUCUCUUUGACUGUGGUGAAGGGGACAGUUUGUCAGAAUCAGCUCUGUUGGACACUUCUGACUGUGCCCAUUCUGUUCAGAACAUGUCUAACAGCCAGAUUUUGUCUGAUUCAUCAAUUAUGAAUACUUCUAGUUGUGACAUCAAUAGCUCAUCCACUCUUCAAGACUGUGAAGAUAUCAGUGGUUUAAUUAGACAAGUUGAGAUUAUGAAGAAGCAGUUUCAACAGCUCUCAUUAGGAAAUACCAAAUCUAAGCAUGUUAAAAGUGAGGAGGCAAAUAACACGGAUGAGAGACAGGCUGACGAAAUGAUCAAGCUAAAAGAAGAGCUGGCGUUCUAUAAGGAAAGGAAUCUAAUCCACCAUCAGGGCAUGGAAACAGUUACGCAAGAGUUAAAAUUGCAAGAGAUUAGAUGCAAUGAAUUAUCAAGCAAGUUAAUAGCAGAAACAGGAAAAAGUAAAAUACAAGAAGCAAAAGCAGAACGUCGCAUGCGAGAUAUAAGAAGAUGCCGGAAGGUGCUUGAUGAGUACUUGGAAGUUUUUAGUAAAAAAAAUUCACAGAAGAGCAUCGCCUGUUCUCUUAAGCCUUUGAGUGAAAUCUGCCCGUCAAUUGACGACAAGUUAAGACGCAUCACCGGGGAAGAUCUGAAGUCAACGCUGCAUGCUGAGAAUAUUCAAGACCAAAUUUUCAGGAUGUAUUUUAAACUUCAAGGAAUGACAAAUUUUCGUGUCGAGCAAGAGCAAAAGAUUGCCACAGUCACCUCUGAAAGAGAUUCUGCAAUUGAAAAUAACAUGUCCUUGCAGGAAGAGCUGUACAAUUUGAGUAUAAGCCAUGCAGCUAUGGGUCAGGCUUUGAAAGUAUCAAUGGUAGAUAAGUUGCAACAUUUGAAGAUUGAGGGUUUGCAGGAAUCAUUGUUUGAAGGCUGUGUACAGAAUGGUGUUAUGAAGCUGUGCGAUCAGCUCAUAGGCUUAUAUGAAAAAUGUGAUCAGCAGGAAAAAAAGAUUGCCGCAAUUUCUGAAGAGAGGGACAUUCUCGGACAAUCGCUUGUUUUUGCGGGGAUUGACAUGGACAAUUUACGCAAAACCCAUGAAUCUGAAAAGAAGCUCUCCGAUGCUAAGAUUGAUAGUAUGUCUGACGAAAUUGAAACUCUACAUCUUGAACUGGAAAAAGAGCGUUCACGUGGGUCUCAUUGUUCUUACAUUAACCAUCGCCUAAGAGAGGAAAACGAAGCUAAUGAAGUAAAAAUCAAUUCGUUGGAGGAGGAAUUGUUCACGGAGAGGGUUCUGAACGAAGAAGAAACUAGUCGAAUGGAACUAUUACUUCUGGAAAAAGCAAAUGCUGAAAGUUUAUUGGCAGCGAGAUUGUGUUGUUCGGAUAAGAGGAAUCAAAUUAUUGUUGAAGAAUUUAAAAAGAGAGUUGGUGAUCUGAUGGUGUUGUUCAAGAACUUUUUAGACAAGUUUAACGUACCUCCUUUUGAUGAUGCAGAUCUUGAAGAAAACGCUGUGGUAGAGGGGAACACUACGUUCGUAAAAAACGGCAGUUCUGAGGAUUUGAACAACAAUGAAGUCCUCACUUCUGAUUUGUUUCUAGAUAAAACGUCCACUGAAGAAGUUCAUUUUGAAACUCUCUCUGGCUCUUUCUCCGGAAAUGCAGAACCUUCUCCCGGAAUUAAAGAAACAGGAGAAGUUACAGAGAAUUUCAAGGUGGAAGAGUUGGUGUUGGAUUCAGAAUGGUACAGACCAGUGUGGUGAGCAGCAGACAAAAUAAAAUCUUCUUAAUUAAGUUUGGAAGGGUCUAUUCAUCAACUUUGAAACGGAAUUUAUUAUUAUUUCUCUGAGAUCAGUCAGUUGUUAUAUUCACAGAAAACUUCACCCUUCAUUCAAUUUAAAUGGUUGUAAAAUAAAAUACUCAUGGUUUAAUUUUUAA
Molecule: messenger RNA, 2265 nt
Organism: Parasteatoda tepidariorum (common house spider)
Lineage: Eukaryota; Metazoa; Arthropoda; Arachnida; Araneae; Theridiidae
Biological process (GO): microtubule-based movement
Molecular function (GO): ATP binding; microtubule motor activity; microtubule binding
Source: RefSeq, a predicted model, not a curated record